AUGGGUUCGUGGAAGAGUGGGUCGAUGGGUUUGGAGAGGAUGAGUGUGGACCAGUUGAAGGCGGUGAAAGAACAAACCGAUCUGGAGGUGAAUCUUCUGCAAGACAGUCUCAGCAACAUUCGCAGCGCCACCACUCGCCUCGAGAUCGCUUCCUCCGCCCUCAAUGACCUCUCCCUCCGUCCUCCCGCCAACCAAAUUCUCGUCCCCCUCACCGCCUCCCUCUACGUUCCCGCCGCUCUCCACGACUCCACCCAUGUCUUGAUCGACGUCGGCACCGGCUACUUCAUCGAGAAAACCAUGGAUGAAGGAAAAGAUUAUUGCGAGCGCAAAAUCAACUUGCUCAAGUCAAACUUUGAUCAACUUGUUGAGAUUGCAUCCAAAAAGAAAAACGUGGCAGAUGAAGUUGGAGUUAUUCUACAGGCUAAAUUGAAGCAAUUAGCCUCAUCAUCCUAA
Sphenostylis stenocarpa is the source of this 453-nucleotide messenger RNA. NCBI's taxonomy places the organism in Eukaryota, Viridiplantae, Streptophyta, Magnoliopsida, Fabales, Fabaceae. The record is from the annotation of a GenBank genome assembly.